UAAAGCAGAAGCUCCCGAACAACAUCGCGACCACCAAGAACUAUGAAGAAGAAGUAUUUGGAAAAUGUUUACUGGAAGUCAAAAUGUCCAGCAAAGGAGAACUGGACCUUGAACUGAAGCGCUAAAAUAAAGAAAAGGCGAAUGACAAUUUGGAGAUAUUGUUGGGGGCAAACAGGCUCUUUUUUUUAUUUGGUUGCUAUUCAAUCGCUUCUCUUCAUUAUGGAUCAAUUUAACCGAAUAGUGUGAAUAACCAGGACAUAACAGGGACACGUGAGAACAGGUAUCCUUUGUUUUGUCGGUGGGGGUUUGACGCGUAAUUUGGAGAUAUCCAGUCAUGUCAUGACGCAAACGCGCAAAAGUGUCAUUCGCGACUGUAAAGGUGGACACCUCUGAAAAAUUCUGCGUCGUUUCCUUUUUCUUCAUUAUAAAUGAGUCAACUCUGUGACAUUUGGAUGCUAUAACGAGCAGAACUGCACCGGAGUGACCAAAGACCGAAUCCAACAUCGGGAACCUUUUCAGAGCAUUUCAAGGAUAUAUUGCGUUUCAUUAAAGGCGAGCUUUAGGAGAGGAUAUUACAGCUAUUCGACCAAUUAUUUCACACUUUUAUUCACCUUUUAAGUUUCUUUCUUUUUUUUUUUUUUUUUGGGAAGAAGGCGCGUACGAACUUGAGACUGACUUGAGUCAAUCAAACACAAGUAUCGAGUUGUGCUUUGGAAAUCGCAUUUAAUCACGUAAAAUGAGAAGGUCGGUGUUUAAAGUGGUUUGUUUUGUGUCCUGUGUCCUCUCCAUCCGCUGCACACCGGCACCGGACACCGAGACCCAGAGCAUCACCCCGACCUGCGCGUCCUGCGGGCUCCCUCAGGCGGAGGAAUCCACGCGGGUGGACGUGGACUUCUUGGAGGCGGUGAAAAGACAUAUUCUGACCCGCUUACAGAUGCGAGACAGACCCAACAUCACCCACCCCAUCCCGAAGGCGGCGAUGGUAACCGCGCUCAAGAAGCUACACGCCGGCAAAUUGCGAGAGGACGGCCGAGUGGAGAUCCCGAACCUCGACGGACACUCGGCGUCGGUGAAUGAGGUGGAGGUGGAGACGUCAGAGAUCAUCAGUUUCGCCGAGACAGACGAGUUGCUGACCUCCAAGACCAGCCUGUUUUUUGCGAUCUCCAACGAGGGCAACCAGAACUUGUACGUGUCCCAGGCGAACCUUUGGCUCUACUUCAAACUUCUGCCCAACGCUUUGGAAAAGGGCUUUCGGAGGAAGGUCACGGUGAAGGUGUAUUAUCAGGAGCCAGGCCUGGGAAGCAAAUGGAACUUGGUGGAAAAGUGUGUUGACAUGAAACGCAGCGGCUGGCACACCUUUCCCUUGACGGACGCCGUGCAGUUAGUUUUCUCGGAAGGCGAUCGUCGGCAGAAUCUUGACGUGAGGUGCGAGGGGUGCGAAAACAUGGGCGUCCUGCCUGUUUUGGUGAACUCGGCCGACGAGUCCCACCGUCCUUUCCUGGUCAUCCAGGCGCGAGUUGCGGACAACAAACAUCGCAUCCGUAAACGAGGCUUGGAAUGCGACGGGAGCAGCGGUUUGUGUUGCCGCCAACAAUUCUACAUCGACUUCCGCCUCAUUGGCUGGAACGACUGGAUCAUCGCCCCAUCCGGGUACUUUGGGAAUUAUUGCGAAGGGAACUGUCCUGCGUACAUGGCUGGGGUGCCUGGCUCGGCCUCGUCUUUUCAUACCGCCGUGGUGAAUCAGUACCGCAUGCGGGGUAUGAGCCCGGGAUCCAUGAACUCGUGUUGUAUCCCAACCAAACUGAGCACAAUGUCCAUGCUGUACUUCGACGAUGAAUACAACAUCGUUAAACGGGAUGUUCCCAAUAUGAUCGUAGAGGAGUGUGGAUGUGCUUGACUCACGGACUGCAAAUUUUCCAAACGUAUAAGAGAAUAGUAAAAAAAUAGUAUUGUAAAAAAAGAAAAGUGCUAUUUAUGAACAUCCUCAAACUUCUCCGAGCUCACACGUCCAUGUUCAUAUGCACACCCCAACUCUUCAAUGCAUGCACAAAUCUUUGUACAUAUAUUUAUGACCUUUAAUUUCACCCAAUAGAGGCAUUUGUCAAAUUGCCAUCAAUUGAUUUCCAUUCUAUAAAUACAGGUUUUCUUAGAUAUCAUAAGCCUUGAUGUCAAAGGGAUGGGAUUGUCUGCAUUGCAAAAAAAUCAUAUUCUUACUGAAUGUUUGGGGUGGUUUACUUGGACAUACAAAUCAAGCACUGACCAUCUUUUCGAAAACAACAUCAGCACUUCCAACAAUGACUUCAUCCAGUGACAACCAAUCCAUUCAAGAGUGUCUUCAACAAACAUCUACCAUGAAUUCAUGGAAUAAAUACAACAAACUGGCUCAACUUUCCUUGACAUUUCAGACAUGCUGCAUUUUUUAACGUACUUCAUAAUGGAUUUCUCGACAGAGAGAUUUUUGCAGACAGUCUGUCGCUAAAGACUUGAGGUCCAUUUAUAAAUAAUAAGACAUGAGUCUUCAGUGUCUUGAUAUGUCUUCGCCAUUUCUCGGAAGCCUGAUUAUUCAUGCGACAAGCUGUAGUGCCGAAUAGACCUGGAACACUACAGCGCGUCGUUUGAGCUCCUGCAACUAACAGUGCCCUUGAAGAAUAAAAAUGUACUUAAAUGACCGAAAAGAUCUCACUUGACACGAGUUGCCAUACUGUUCAGUUAUGUUGUGGUGCAGCACAGCACUUGCAAAUAUUGUUAAUGCACAAUUUAUAGCACUUGCAGACUAAAACUCCUUUAAGGGUACAUGUUCACGAUUAUUUUCAAAUAAGUGCCACACAAGCUAUGCAAUGUAUAGUAGUGAACUACACCGGAUGGCCCACACUUUAGCUACUUGUUAUUAACUGUUUUCAAUACUUGAAAUGUAAACUUUCACUUCCUUCUCUGAGCGGAUGGUUGUUAAAAUGUUUGCACUGAAGCUGCAUUACUAGUUAAGAAACACCUGCCAUUGAAAAAGCAUUAUUUUUAUAGAAGCAAUUGAAUUCUGUUCAGAUGUAUUUUACUGAAUCAUGGAACCAAAGAGGCCAAGAUUUUAGCUGUUGUUAGAUGGCGAGGCCAUCAGAAUCUUUUGUAAAAUACUUUUAAAUGCGCAAGAGGCCUAAACUAUGUAUCAGGGUACAGUAGGAUGUUAAGUUUUUCUUUUUGUACAUAUUUUUCCAUCAACUUAAAAAAAAUUCUCCAGUUUUCUAUUUAAUACUUUUAGCGUCUAUUCCGGAAUCAUUUAGAAUCAAAUACAUGUCAUCUCUGUACAGCUUAUGUAAGAUAAAG
Molecule: messenger RNA, 3315 nt
Organism: Xyrauchen texanus (razorback sucker)
Lineage: Eukaryota; Metazoa; Chordata; Actinopteri; Cypriniformes; Catostomidae
Product: inhibin beta B chain-like
Exons: 2
Coding region: 737-1897 (386 amino acids)
Biological process (GO): BMP signaling pathway; SMAD protein signal transduction
Cellular component (GO): extracellular region
Molecular function (GO): cytokine activity; growth factor activity
Source: RefSeq, a predicted model, not a curated record